Molecule: messenger RNA, 4832 nt
Organism: Chara braunii
Lineage: Eukaryota; Viridiplantae; Streptophyta; Charophyceae; Charales; Characeae
Source: the annotation of a GenBank genome assembly
CUUGAUCUGUUCUACCCCUGUACCCACCCUCUCCCUCUCACUGUUCUGUGACCAUUCGGACGAGCCAGCCUUCAGCAACAGUUUUCUGAUGCCAGCAGGGCAAGCCAUCGAACAGCAGCCACGACGCAGCAAGAGGAUCGCAGAUCGUCAACAGCGACAGCAACCUGCAGUUCGACAGCAGCCACAGACCAGCACUCAGAUGGCGAUCACGCCGAACAACGGAACAUCAUCCGAGACUUCGACAUCUAGCGAUGUCGAACCAUUGUCGAUCUGUCCUGCUCAAGGGCCGAAUGAGUCAAUCACGGACUACAUUCAGAGAGUGAAGACCGACACGGACGCACUCACCCUUGCCAAGGAACGGCAAGAUGCUGCCGAAGCAGAAAAACAGCGGCUGGCAGCAGAAGCUAUAGCCCAAGCCCAGCGACAAGCUGAGGCGGAGCAGUUGGCGGUCGACAAGCUCAACGCCGACAGUGCCGACCUAUUGAUCUCUCAACACGAUCAGUGGGCAGCUGUGCUCAACGGGAUGUGUUAUGUCCCCGUAGCAGGCGCCGAGCCAACGGCAGUACAGCAGGAGAGACAAAACCUGGCAGACAUUUUACUAUGCACGAUGCAUGCAGUUAUAUGGAACAACACCAUGGGGGACCUUCAUUCCAGGUCUACACGGCAGCUGCAGCAUGAUCUUAGCCAUAACGUGAAGACACUUGCAGCAGCCGUCAAGGUCGCGGACUCCCAGCUGCAACAGAUGGACAGCCGCAUUGCUGCUCUGGAGGCAAGACCCUCCCAAGCAGCGCCAGGCUGCACGACAGACACGGCGAAACAGCUCAACGAGCGCAUCGACCAUGUCGUCAAUCUAAUCGGCGAACUAGGUGAUUCCACUAGUCCGGCCACGAUCAGCAGCACAGUGGCCGCCAUCAAGACGAUCAUCACCAAACUGCAGAUAAGACCGGACACCGCUAAAAAGAACUACAAGAUGCCGCACUUCAACAUCAGCAAGUUUGACGACUACAACAAGACAGACACCUUGACAUGGUGGCAAGGUUUCCUCACGGAAGCAUCCUGCCGCACUGUCCCGACUGAAGACAUGAUGAAGGCGCUCUACCUCCAACUGAUUGGAGGAGCACAGGCAUGGAUGAACCAUCUUGCGGCCACCAAGAAAUGCACCAUCGCCGAACUCCACACGCACAUUCCGUGGAAGGAGUUCGAGCAACUAUGGUUCACUCGAUUCAUGGUCCGCAACAUCGUGAAGGCCGCCAUGAACGAGGUGUAUACCAGCUCACAAGGAAGCAUGCCAACUCGAGACUGGACGAUCAAGUGGCAGAAGAUAGUGACCACGCCAGGCUUCGAUUUGAGUUUUCCAAACCAACGAUCCGAGUUCUUCUCGCGAUCGUGCGCAGGACUGCGAACGACACUCGACAACGAGUACGAUUAUGCCUCAUUCCAGGCUAUUCUGGAUCGUGCGAACCCGAUCAUCCAAACGGAUGACAAGGCCGCUAACGAACGACAGUCCCAGCCGCACUAUGUGGCUAAGCAGGGCUAUCAACGACCGACACAUAACAAUGUCGUGAUUUCUGAAGAAUCAGUCGAUCUCCACGCUGCAGCAGCAUCCUCGAGUGAUGGAGGAACUAUCGCAGCGCUCCCGCCAAAGCGUCCCAAGAGAGUUCGGAAGAACAAGGCGACACAAGCGACGACAUCGACAGGAACUGGGCAGCAACCAUGGAUGGCGUUCAACAUAACCAAGGAAGUAUUUGAUCUUCGUGAACGAAUUCGCGACGCCAUAGCUCAGAAUGACGUCGAGGAGAUGGGCCUUGUAUUCUUGCAUGCUCUCCCCUCGCCGGACGGACCAGCCGCGUCACCGCCGGACCCACGCAUUUCUCACCUCUUGGACGAGUAUGGAGAUGUCUUUGAGGCUCCCACCGGAACGGUUCCGGAUCGGCCCAUACGUCACGGGAUCACUCUCGAGACUGGCGCCGUCCCUCCGCGUGGAUGCAUUUACCGCAUGAGCGAAGAGGAACUCGAGGUGCUUCGCGCACAACUCAAUGACCUUCUCGACAAGGGCUGGAUUCGCCCUAGUUGCUCGCCAUACGGUGCCCCUGUUCUCUUCGUCCGGAAGAAGAACAAAGAUCUACGGUUAUGCAUCGAUUAUAGAAAACUUAACGCAGAAACCGUAAAAAAUGCCGGCCCUCUCCCUCGGAUUGAUGAUCUCCUUGAGCGGUUAGGCGGCGCGACGUACUUCUCGAAGUUGGACUUGAAGUCGGGUUACCACCAGAUUGAAAUCCAGCCUCAAGAUCAGUACAAAAACGCGUUCAAGACGCGGUACGGGCACUUUGAGUGGGUGGUCAUGCCAUUUGGCCUCACCAAUGCCCCCGCGACUUUCCAAGCAGCUAUGACGAUUGAGUUUCGCGACUUGCUCGAUCGCAGCAUCCUCAUCUACCUCGAUGACAUGUUGGUUUAUAGUAGGACGUUGGACGAGCACAUCGUACACCUUCGCGCUGUUUUGGAUCGUUUGCGACUGGCCAAGUACAAAGCGAAUCUCGACAAGUGCCAGUUCGCCAAGCAGGAGCUUGAGUACUUGGGUCACUAUGUCACGCCGAAAGGCAUUCGUCCCUUAGUGGACAAGAUCCAAGCCAUCGAGGAUUGGCCGGAACCUCGUUGCACGACAGAUGUACGCUCUUUCAUGGGUUUGGCUGGAUAUUAUCAGAGAUUCAUCGAGUCAUACUCGAAAGUGGCCGCUCCUUUGUCGAGACUUCAGUCCCCAAAGGUGCCUUUCGAGUUGGACGACGCAGCCCGUGGCACGUUCACUACGUUGAAGGUAGCAAUGCAAGCCGCACCUGCCCUCCUGUCACGAGGACGGUUGGCAUCCAGUCGAGUAUUUCUCCCAAAAGGUGCCUCUUGCAAUACUCUCAACGACGCUAGAAAGAAAGAGCUACUCGCAUUCGUCACCGUUCUCAAAUGGUGGCGCCACUUUCUUCUCGGUCGUCGGCGUUUUAAAUGGAAUACAGACAACAAUCCAUUGACCUUUUAUAAAAUGCAGGAUACGGUCACUAGUACGAUCGGUCGAUGGAUGUAUUACAUCGACCAGUUCGACUUUGACCCGUGCCACAUUCCCGAUCCCGCCAAUCGAGCUGCGGACGCCCUCUCACGAUGGCCCGAUUUUUGUCCCAUUGUGACCACGGCAUUCGACCUCGAUGACGAUCUGCAGCCGCAUUUCGUCAAAGGCUACAAGUCCGAUCCGACUUACUCUACGCUUUACGCAGAGCUUUCAUCGGAUCACCCGCCGGCUAGCCAUUAUCGGAUUUCCGACGGGUUCCUUCUCCUUCACACGAGAGGAAAGGACUUGUUAGUUGUGCCCCAAGAUCGCAUCUUACGGACUCGUCUUCUCGGCGAAUUCCACGAUGCACGACUUUCGGCACACCUUGGCGUAAACCGCACAUUAACACGCCUCCGCGAGCGUUUUCCCUGGCCCGACGUCCUUCACGACGUCACGAGGUACAUUGAGUCAUGUGCAGUUUGCCACCGUAACAAGGGUCGAUCUCGAGUCCCCUUCGGCGAGCUGAAACCGUUGCCGAUUCCUAGGGCACCGCGCCUCUCCAUUGCUAUGGACGUGAUAGGCCCGUUCCCCCGCGAUCGCCUCGACCAUGACGGUAUUCUCACGGUCGUUGACCGUUUGAGCAAAUAUGCUCGCUUUCUUCCUUGCAAGUAUCAUGUUGCAGCGCCUGAGCUCGCACGACUCUUGCACACCGGUUGGAUUACCAACCAGGGUGUUCCGGAAGACAUAGUGAGCGACCGAGAUACUCGCUUCAUGUCGGCCUUUUGGACUUCCCUUAUGGCUGAGUCCGGUACGACAAUGAAGCCGAGCUUGGCUCGGCACCCGCAGACGGAUGGCCAGACGGAGCGAGCACACCAGACCGCUCAGAUGAUGUUGCGUACGCUCAUCCGUCCUAACCAGAAAGAUUGGGUUGACCGUCUUCCCGACAUCGAGCUCGCCUAUAACACUUCGGUGCACCUGGCGAUCUGCGUCACACCAUUCGAGUUACAUCCUGGUGGAGAGAAAGCACGGAUCUUCGCUGAUCUCCUUCUACCACGGGCUGCCGACAUAGACGUCCCUUGCUCUCCCGCCUCCGUUCGGAAGUACCGGGACUUGCUGAUCAAAGCCCGCGCAAAUAUGCAAAAGGCCCAAAUCCGCAUGCAGCAGCAAGUUAACCGACGUCGACUUCCAUGUCUUUUCUGCGAGGGAAACCUGUUUUGGGUCCUCUCCGAAGAAUUUGCGCUCGAGCAGGACAUUUCGCGCAAACUCCUUCCGAAAUGGUUCGGACCAUGGGAAGUUACUUUUGCCGUUGGAGACGACCCCGCAAGUCCUUCCUUUGUGGUCAACAUUCCACCGCACCUUCCAGUGCACCGGGUCUUCCACGCGUCGAAGCUGGCCAUCUACACGCCACCUUCCGCUGACGAGUUUCCUGGCCGACGAUCACAGGAUCCGCCUUCUAUGGAUGGACAUCAGGAAGUCGACCGAGUCAUCACGCACCGCAAGUAUGGCAACAAGCCAAUGCAGUUCAAAGUCACAUUCAAGCAAUGUGCGCCUCACGACACUCGGUGGAUCUCUAGUGCAGACUUGCAGACUUCUGCACCCCUUAUCUUCGCCGACUAUGAGAAGCGACGCCUUGCCGGACAGACAACUCCGCCCUCGCAGGUAGCUCGGUCUUUUAAGAGGGGGAGUGUGUUACAUCUUCGAUGCCACAUGGGUCCUACCGGACCCUACUUAGGGCCAAGGGGACACAGUAGGGCCUAAAGGCCCAGACUUGGGGGUAUAACAGGCCGAAAGGCCGCAUUUUGGA